AUGGAAGCAGACAAUGCACAGAUGCGUAGAAGACGCCAUAACACUUCUAAUUGUUACCAGUGUGGUCAACCAGGACACCACAUGGCCCAAUGUUCCCAAAGAAGACGAAAUCAAGGAAAUCAACGUCAUGGACGUCGCCAAGAUAAUCGAAAUCAACGUUAUCGAUCACACCAAAGUCGAAACACCAACAUCGGCCAGAAUAACGCGGAAAUUGUUCAAGAUAAUGGCAAUGAAGACUCGGAAGAAGUGAAAAUGUUUGCUGCUCAAGAAGUCAUGUUUGUUAAAAAGAAGUCUCCAAAUCAACGAUAA
Molecule: messenger RNA, 309 nt
Organism: Plasmopara halstedii
Lineage: Eukaryota; Oomycota; Peronosporomycetes; Peronosporales; Peronosporaceae
Product: Zinc finger, CCHC-type
Exons: 2
Coding region: 1-309 (102 amino acids)
Molecular function (GO): zinc ion binding; nucleic acid binding
Source: RefSeq, a predicted model, not a curated record